Eublepharis macularius is the source of this 12753-nucleotide messenger RNA. RefSeq names its product Ro60, Y RNA binding protein (gene RO60). Gene Ontology annotation, cellular component: ribonucleoprotein complex. Gene Ontology annotation, molecular function: RNA binding. Lineage: Eukaryota; Metazoa; Chordata; Lepidosauria; Squamata; Eublepharidae. The transcript is spliced from 9 exons. The record is from RefSeq and is a predicted model, not a curated record. Bases 269 to 1879 code for a protein of 536 amino acids.
CAAAAAUGUUUCUGGCCCCCUCUCCUCCGCUAGGGAAAGCGGGGCGGGGAUAACAAUGCGGGGCUUCUCCAUCCGGGUCCCUUCGCAGCACCCGGACGUGAGAGAAGUUGUCAGGCCGGGGGUGGGAGAAGCGAGCGCGAAGGGAUCCUGAGGAGAAAGGAAACUCUCCCUUCCCCCCGACUGUUCAGCGCCGGGAACCCUUCCUUCAUUGCGCUCUCGAGAGUCGCAGAGGUAGCCGCGCAGGAAAUCGUCUAACACUAGAAAGGUAAUGGAGGAAGCAGCUCCCCAAAUGCAGUCCUUGAAUGAACAGCAGGUGCCAAACUCUGAAAAUGGAUAUAUAUGGCAAGUUACUGACAUGAAUCGAUUGUGCCGUUUCUUGUGUUUUGGUUCUGAAGGAAGUACUUACUACAUCAAGGAGGAAAAACUGGGGUUUGAAAAUGCUGAUGCGCUACUCAGGCUUAUCGAAGAUGGCAGAGGCUGUGAAGUGGUACAGGAAAUAAAGACGUUCAGCAAGGAAGGGAGAGCAGCAAAGCAAGAUCCCGUAUUAUUUGCGCUUGCAGUUUCUUCACAGUGUUCUGAUGCAAAAACAAAGCAAGCAGCUUAUAAGGCUGUCCCUGAAGUCUGUCAUAUUCCAACUCAUCUAUUUACUUUCAUCCAGUUUAAAAAGGACCUCAAAGAGGGCAUGAAGUGUGGCAUGUGGGGUCGUGCUUUGAGAAAAGCUGUUGCGGAUUGGUACAAUGGAAAAAAUGGCAUGGCUCUUGCCUUAGCAGUUACAAAGUACAAACAAAGAAAGGGUUGGUCUCACAAAGAUCUUCUCAGGUUGUCCCACCUUAAGCCUGCAAAUGAAGGCCUUGCUGUAGUUACAAAGUACAUAACGAAAGGGUGGAAAGAAGUCCAGGAAGCAUAUAAAGACAAUAAGUUUUCUGCUGAGACUGAAAAGCUGUUAAAAUAUUUGGAGGCAGUGGAGAAGGUGAAGCGUACAAAGGAUGAGUUGGAAGUGGUUCAUUUGAUAGAAGAGUAUAAUUUAGUCAGGGAACACCUCCCCACCAGCCAUUUGAAAUCUAAAGAUGUAUGGAAAGCAUUGUUGCAAGAUAUGCCUUUAACAGCAAUAUUGCGGAAUCUUGGAAAGAUGACAGCAAAUUCUGUACUUGAACCAGGAAGCCCAGAAGUAACAACGGUUUGUGAAAAGCUAAGAAAUGAAAAACUCCUUAAAAAGGCUCGAAUACAUCCCUUCCAUAUAUUGGUUGCAUUAGAAAAGUACAAACGAGGAUAUCGGGGAAAACUUCAUUGGCAACCUGACAAGGACAUUUUGGAAGCUCUGGACUCUUCAUUGUACAAAACCUUCCAGAUAAUAGAACCAACAGAGAAGCGUUUCUUGCUUGCAGUUGAUGUCAGUGAUUCAAUGUCGCAAAAAGUUUUGGGCAGCGUGCUGAAUGCUAGUACAGUUGCUGCAGCAAUGUGCAUGGUUGUUGCACGGACAGAAAAAGAUUCCCAUUUUGUUGCCUUUUCUCAUGAAAUGGUUCCUUGUCCUGUGACUGAGAACAUGACUUUACCUCAAGUAUUACAGAAGAUGUCUGAGAUUCCAAUGGGUGCGACUGAUUGUUCUCUUCCAGUGCUAUGGGCUCAAAAAAAUGGAGUAGCUGUUGAUAUCUUUAUCGUGUUCACAGAUAAUGAGACCUUAGCUGGUGAUACUCAUCCUGCCACAGCCUUGAGGAAGUAUAGGGAGGUAAUGGGUGUUCCAUCCAAACUCAUUGUUUGUGGAUUGACAUCCAGCAGCUUUACCAUUGCAGACCCAGAUGACAGAGGAAUGCUGGAUAUAUGUGGCUUUGAUACAGGAGCACCAGAUGUCAUUCGAAACUUCGCUUUGGAUCUGAUUUAAAUCUGAGCACCUACUUUAUUCAAUUUGGUUACCAGCUUGAAGACUUUGAUCUGGGACCUCCCAGUCUGAUUGUCUGACUAUACUAACUCAUGGCUGAGUUCAGUGCACCUAUCAGAAUGUUUAACAUUUUUAUAGAGGGAUAUAAAGAGAAGCAUAGGUGAAGUAUAUUCUCUAGGAAGAUUGAUUACAUCUGUUGCACAUUGUUUAAGAAUAACAAUGGGAAGCCUUCUAGAAAUAGCUACGGAACACAGUGUAUACUUUUAAUUUUUUAAUAAUAGGUUGCCUAUACCAAGGUAUUCCAUCACUGUAGAUUUUAUUUUUCCAUGAAGUGAUUUUAAUGUUUUACAUUGUGUUGGAUUAACAGUUGUUUACCUAAGUAGUUUUUAUUCUUUGUAUUGACAAGGGAAAGUGAGGCCAGGUCUGCACUACAGGUUACCUCACUUCUAACAAUGCGCGUUGCUUCGCAUUGCUUAUAGCACAUUUAUAUCUGGCAACUUGCUGCUUUCCCUGCUGUUUAUAUUAGAUGCAUACACUGUAUCUACAUAUGUUGGGUUACUUUGGAACAACUGGAUUGUUCCUAGGGAUGGGUGGGUAUUGUUUGGUCGAUAAACCUCCUAGAUCCACUCUUGUUUCAGAACAAGUCUUGCAAGAAUUGCAUAAUUUUAUAUUCAUGCAUUAUGAUUGCACCACUUUGUAAAUAAGCAUCUUUUGCAUUUUCUAUGUUAGUUUGUGACAGGGAGUCUGUGUAAUUGCACGUUAUCAACGAAAAACGAAAUUGAAACCCUAGCCUUUUGAAUCAAUAGAAUUGAGGGGAACAGAUAGCACAGACAGAAGUCGUGAUGACCAAUUUGAGGGAUUUCUGUCUGUUUGCAUUUUUGGAUCAUGGUGAAUUGCUGUACGGAAAUGUGCUCAACACAGUCGAAAGAGUGAUAUAAUACAGUAUCUAUACAGAUUCCCACAUGCUUUCAGUGCAAAUGAUACCAAUGAGAAGUAUGUUACAGAUGCCUCCAAUCAGCAGUGACCUGUGGUAAAAUAUUAGUAACAACCUUAAGCCUUGCUCUUACAAUUUACUUUCAGGCCUAUACUAUAGAGGAGUGGUUCUUGGAAUGCACUAGACCAUGUAACUGUGAUAGGGGUAUAAAAACUAAAUAUCAGACUUUUAGCUGAAGAAUAUAGAAGUUUUGGGUACAGUUGUACUUGAUGUUAUCAGGUUUUCUGCAGUCGAAUAUUCUGGGUGUAUAGAUUAAGUUCUCCUGUUCAACCCCUUUAAAAAUGUGUGGGAGGUAUACAAGAGCAACUGUGUUCUUAGCCUGAACCAGUUUCCUUCAAUGAGUUUGUUUAGGAGAAAUUCUCGGUUGACUGUACCUUUUGCCUUUAAAGAAGACCUGUAUUAAUCAGUGCAACGAGUAGAGCAGAAAUCAACAGUAAUACACGUAUAUUAGAGUCCUAAAGGCGCCAUGUAGAAACUUCCUCAGUUUAAACAGUGAUCCUUUUGAAAACUAGCAGCAACUGUAUCAGAGUAAUAGUGCAGGUUUUACAGAAUGUUCUGUACAUCUUGGAAUCUGAUAAUACGUAAAAUGAUGAAAGAGGUGAUAUAUAUGCAGUGUUUUAGUAUUUAAUACUGGACUGCAGCUUUCAGUUGGUACAGCUGUUGGAUUAUAUUUUUUUGGAUUGACUAAAAACCCUAAAUUCCUUGGCCAACAUGUUUUGUUUUGCUUUAAACAACGUUUAGAAGCACUUAAAACAUUGCUACCAGCAGACACCGUGUUAGAUGUGUCCUAGCUUAAUAUAUUUCUGAAUAAUGGUAAAAAUUCAUGAGUUGGAGGUUGUUUCGGUGUUUGCUAAGAGCUUCUGUCUUCUAGAGGAACAGCAGCUGAACUCUAUUUAAAAUCCUGGCAUUUGAAGAAUUACUGGCUGCAUGGUUCUUUGUCUAUAAAUGACCUUUUUUAUAUAUUGUAGAGUUUGAAAAUAUUUCCAUGGUGCCAGGGCUGCUAUUGAGUUCUAGGAUGUUAUUCGUUCUAUAUUGGCUCUUGUGUACAUUCUCAGAAGACUCUUGAGCAUUCUCUAUUUAAUUAUAAGAAAAGGAACACCAUUCUGGGUUCUUUGAUUUUUCUGCCUCUAGAGAGAUGCUCUGUAUAGGGAAUAUGCAUGGUUGAUUAUCAAAAGACAAUUAUUGGCAGGUACUGACAAAAUGAGUGUGUGUGUGUGUGUGUGUGUGUGUGUGUGUCUCCCCCUCCCCCAAUUCCAAAUGAAAAUCUCAUAUAAAACAUGGUAGAAUAGGAACUUCUAUAGCAUGAAAAGAAGACAUAGUGAUGCUUGAAUUUUAAGCAUAUGCUUUAUAUGGUAUAUGUAAAGGUUUGGUGUGUAUGUCAGGUGAUUCAAAGAAUAAACAGGUAGACAUUUUUAAAAAGUGAAGUUACCUUGUAUGGGUUUAAUGUAGAACUACAUGUUAUUAAAAUACAAAAAAGGAAUGCAGCUAUUCCCUGCAAUUGUGCUUAGAUCAGGAUCUUCUCCUGCUGAACGGUCUUUGAAAUGUAUGAGAGAUAUACAGGACCAGUUGGUGCUUACUAAAUUCUGAAAAGUUCUUUGUUCCAUAAAUAGAGAUUUAGAGUCAGUUUCCAGAUUUGAAAAAAAAAAGUUAUGUAUGGAAGACUGCUUAUAACAGAGCAUAUAAGUGAAAAACUGAAUAAAAUACAAAAACUACCCAGGAGCUGCUCAUUGGUUCAGAAGUUCAGAAUCUUCUCAGAGGUUGAGAUUCAGAGACUUAAUUUAGGUAUACCCAAGGCUUUGGUAUGCCUAGUGGAGUUUUUACCUUUUACACUCCAUGGAACAGCUGUACCCCAUGUCUUGUAUACCAUUGAUUUCUUGUAGAAUUCUCCUUGGUUUCAAAAACCAUGGCAUGGAAGAAUGGGACAACUGCAUGAUUUGUGCUUGACCUGCAAAACCAGAAUUGCAUACCAUGUGGAGUGCACAAUUCUAGUUUUUCGGUUUAGUUGCGAACGACUGCAGACAGUGUUGCCACAGACAAGGAAGGUGAUUGCAGGGCACAAGCGGAGAAGAGAGUGCACAAAUCCAAGGUUCCCUCCAGACUCAUUCAUCAUUCAGCAUUACCUCUGACCCAUGCCACUGUAUUCCGUGUCUGAUUGUUAUUGGUUAUAGUAGGCUUAGUUUGUCUUAUUCUGAAAUUGUAGUUCACCUUGUUGACAAAUGCUGAUUGCCUGUUUUAUAAAUAACACUGAAAAAGCCUGGUAAAAUGUGUGACUUAAUCUCCCAGCUAUAGUCAGAAUUAAAUUAUUCAUACACAUUCUCUGAGCUGCCUUUUCACCAAAGAAUAUCUUACUAAGAGGAGAGUUCUGUGCCAGCGUUUUAUGGAAAACUGAAAUGCAAGAUCUAGUUAAAUAGUUUUGCAAAUACUUGUAUCUAAAGUACAGAGGCGUUCCUCGGGGACGUUGAUGGCUGUUCUGAUUUUUGUUUAGAGUGCUGUGAAAUUAUUUUAAGUCCUACGUUCUUCUGCCUGUGUUGCAGAAGCAGCCAUCAGGCGGCAGGUCCGGACUAAAGGUAUCAUGAUUGGUCCCACAUGCAAGAUGAUUAGAGUUGCUGUUUUUCUAUGUGCUGCAUAUUUGUAUCACUAUUUGGUCUUCGGUUCUGAUCACCCUCCCCACUGUAUACAAAAUGUACAGCUUUCAAAAUAAUGGAAUAGGAGCGGUUGUAUGAAUGUGGGAAGAACUGAUCAGUUUUUGGUUGUUGGGUCAGUAGGUAUAAUGAAAAAUAGCUGUGGGCGAGACUGUUAUGAGCAUGUUUGGGUAUAUAAAGGAUUUGAAUGAAUACUUGUAGAAGGAAGAUAAAACUUAUCUAUGAAAUAUGGAUGCAUUUAUGCGUCAGUGACAGUAUCCUUGCCAUUUGUGCGAAUGAGCUAAAAGGUUUUCAGGUGCUCACAAUGGCCGCUCUUACUCUGUUUAUUCUGCAGAAGUCCUAUAAACAUUAGUGCGAGUCUACUACUGAAGGCUGAACUUAGGAAAGAGGUUUCUAACUUCAGUAACUGAGCAAUGAUCACAGGGAUUGGGUGUAUAAAUGCACCAUUGUGUUUUGCUCUUUGCUUAUUUUCUGUGAUAGGCAAACUACACAAACCCCUAAAAUAAUGUAAUAGAAACAUGAAACCUUGUAAAUACUUUUCUUUCUUAUGGUAGAAAUGCUGAACAUGAGAAGGUGAAGAGAAUUUGAACUGUUUCUGUUUUGAUAAAGGCAGUUUGCCAGAUUCUGAGAAGAGAAAUGGUCAUUGAACUGAAAUUGUUUCCUCUGUUUUGGUAUGCUUUUUGAAACCUGUACAUUAUCUUAAAAUAAUUCACGAGUUAAGGUACCUAUGGUUAGCAGAUAAUUAUUUUGUAACAUUAGACCAGUGUGAUGCAAAGCACAGCUUGCACAGGGGCCUUGUGUUCUCUUCUUUAAAGGGAAAUGAUUGAUAUGCUUUAUGAGGAUUUGCUGCUCUGUGUUUAUAGUUCAGUCUCCUGCUUACAGAAAAGAAUAGGGAAGCUCCUGCGUGUGCUGAGCACUAUCCACACAUCAGAACUUCUGACUCAUGGCCAGUAAAUAGCUUGUAUUCCUUUAUAGUAUACAGCAUAUGAAGCUUUUUUUGAAAAAAACAAGCACCGAUAUCUUUCUGUUUCUUCCCGAAAUAUUGCUAAUUCCCUUAUGAGUCUAGGGAAAACAUAGCUAUUGUUUGUCUUCCAUCUUUUUCAUAGGUGCAAACGUUAUGGAAGUAUAUGGAACAUCUAAAUGAAUGGUACCAUAAACUGGUAGCUUUCUGUUUUUGAUUAUUGAGGCCAACUUAAUUCCCCUUCCCUCUUGGUUUUCUCAGGUUUGACAAUUUCCAGCAACUUACUUCCUUGUUUCAUUCCUUCCUUCCCCUUUUUUGCUUUAUAUCCUGUUUGUACAUUACCUUUCAUCAAAUCUUGUUAAUUCUAAAACGUAGUGUAGAAAUCAAUUCAACACUCUUUAGUCUUAACCAUGGUUAAGGUAGCAGCCACAGGAUUAUGUGCUGUGUUCUCUCUCCUCUUGCAUGUGAACAAACCUUCCGUCCUUUCCCACAUCUCUAGUUGAUGCUAACCAGGAUUCAGUCUUAAUCAUGACUCUUCAUCCGUUUCCAUCCCUGAUUCUUAUGUUCUGAUUAGUGCAGGCCAUGGUUAACACAGGUGGUAAUAUAACCCAUAGCUAUAGAUGGGGGUAGCAUGGAUUGGGGAUAGGAAUUUGUGGCAGAGGGAUGGAAGUGUACAGUUACACAAUGCUAACCCGUAAUGGCAGUUCCAUUUUUGAAAUGAAAACAUUUCUUUUUGUUUGUUGAUUUUGUUUUGCUUGAGAAUUUCCAAAGUCUGUUGUUAGAAUUUGAGAAACGACCAACUUUUGAGUAGUUGAAACAGAAGUUCUGUUAAAACACAGUGGAUACACGUGCUAUUUAAAACAGGAUCCAUUAGACUGAAUGGAAAGUUUCAGUUGCUCCCUGUUGUGUAGUGUGGAAGCAUAAACUUAUAACUAGUUAUAGCUCUAUAAAUGGCAUGUGCAGUCUGGUGUUGGGCACCCAUUUAAGGAAAAAUCUGCAGCAUUUGGUUAAAACCAAAUCUGCAACCCAAAAAACCUAACCAGUGGGAUUAUCUUGAGCUGGGCUGGUAAAGUAAGAAGAACCCGUCUUCUGCCAUGUAUGUGCAAUUUAUUGGACUGAAGCUUGGGCCAACAAAGUGUUUAGAAACUGGCAAUUUCUAGUGUCUGUUGGUUAUCUAUGGACAGGUGUCAUUAGUACAGACGGCUGCUUUACUGGAAUUUUUAGAGGUAAGGAAUAUAUGACAAGAACAGAGUAAGUUAAUAAAAUGGUACGUUGGAAGCAUGCUGCCUCUAGUUCACAAAAUGGUUCAAAGACUUCAGUAAUUAUUGUCUGAAUGUAUAUAUGCUUGUAACUUCGCUUCUAAAACUAAGGAGGGUUUUCUAACCUUUUCAGAUACUUGUAAAUCUAGAAUGCUGCUUGGGAUACAGAAAUAAUAUUUAAGACUAAUGCACUAUAUUGAGGCACAAUACUGCCUCCAUAAUUAUAACUCUAAAGGAGCACAAUAAGCAACAAACCAUCCUUCUCUUUGAUACAGUUGGGGCGCUAAACCUGUUCCUGGCCUCUGCAUCCUCAGACUACUGAUGAGAGACAUGAUUGAAUACUCCUCUGUUUUCAAAAAUAUUAAAAUAAAAUUCAAGCCUGUGUGCAGAAGACAAAAGUGGUACUUUCUCUCUGACGUGCCUGUUUUCUAUGCAGAGUGAUUUUGUUAUGGAAAAGCAUUAAGUCACGCGAGUCAGCACCUCCCAUCUGAACUGGUUCUUUCCUCACACAGGUUUACAAUCUCAGUUAAAAUACUUUUUAAGUUCAGCCAGUUGCUCUAACAAGCUAUCUUAAAGAAAGAAAAAGAAACCCAGAGGUCAUCUGUUAAAAAGAAUAAUAGUUUGCUAAAAUAACACAUACCUAUUGAGAGCAAUAUAGGUUUUAUUUAUGAAUAAAUGUUAAUUGCUUUAGUUGGGUCAUAUACUUUAGUAGGAAGUCCAUUUGAAAUGACAUAAUCCGCAGUUAAGUCUGCCAAGCUGCUUAAUUUUCAGAGCCAAAUGAGGCUGCUAAAAUGGGAUGUGGCUUGUUUUAGAAUGAUAAAUAUGGUAUUAGCUUCUUUGCUUUCUAUAGAAUUUCACUAAUUGUACAGAAGAUCCUUUUUCUGUAAAAAAAAAGCCUUAAUUUGGUAAAUAGUUUCAUAAUUAAUGCUUAGAAUGCCUUAAGACACAUGGUAUCAUAGGAAAUGGGCGCUCAUUAGAAUCUCUAGAUGUGCAACCUUUUUUCCUCAAGUAUUCAUUAAUGGAUGUUUUGCCUUAAGCCACACCAUUUUGAGAUUUGAGUGUGUAGAAUACAACAGGUUAGCACUACGCUGGAAAGGGGGAUGAGUGGUUUACAUUUAUGUGCAAACAAGGAUCUAAAAUAAAAUGUUAAUGUAGAUUCAUCAGUGUAGCCUAGACAUACCAACAGGUUUUGCAUGUUUUUAUUUUUGCAUUUAUUGAUUGAACUGUUUUGUACUAUUGGAAAACACUGUACACAAAAAAGUGGUAAUCCAUUAACCAGAUUAAUUUAUUUUUUUUAAUAUUGUGAGAAGAUUGACCAGCUUUUGAAUGACAAUUCAGUAUCAGUUCUUUAAGAAAUGUUGAGAUAGAAAUAUUUACCAGCAUUUGUGUAGAAUAUUUUUUUUAAAUUUUGUAUGUUUAGUAUGAAAUAUGUGUAUUUGUAUGUCUAAUUUGGUGGAAUAAAAAUUACUUAACAGGGUUGUGAAGAACUUGGCAAAACUUAGUAACUCUUGCAGUUACAGGAAAAAAUAGUUAUCCGGGUCUCUGUGUGUAUGAAUUUUGCUUUAUACAUGUUAAAGGUGCACUACACAUUUCAAAAUAAGAGGCCUGCCAACAAGCUAAUGUUUUAUUUAUUUAGACUUUAUGAUGGAAGUAAAUGUAUACAUUUCAGUGUUUAGCUUGAGUUUUGAAUUAGAAAUUGCUGCUCAUCUCUGUAUAAAGAGCAAAGACUGCCUUCAGUAGUCAUUGUUAGGGAACCUACAAAAAACAUGAAAACACACAAUUUGACUGUUUUUCCAUUUUUAAAAAGGCAGUUGGAGUUUCAUAAAUUCAUUUGUGGUCAUGUAGUAAGGCUGUAACCUCCGGUAAUAUUUCUGACUACUACUUUAAAACAAGUAAAAUAAGCCUUAAUAUCAAGUAGCACAGUGGCUAAAUGGUUCGGCUGCAAAUCAGCACUCUACUGGUUUGAAUCCCACUACUGCCAUGAACUCAGUCGGUGGCCUUGGGUAAGCCACUCCUCUCAGCCCCAGCUGUAUUGUGGGCAUAAUAACAAUACUAACUUGUUUACCGCUCUGGGUGAGGCACUAAUCUGUCUACAAGAGCGGUAUAUACGUGCAGUUGUUAUUAUUUUAAAAUGUAGUGUACCUUUAACUGAGAGAUGAACACCUUCUUACUAAGUAAGGUGACCGUAGUUUCUUUAGAGGGCAGGGCUUUUGAUCUUACUCAUACAUCCCUCAUAUUUGAAUAAAUGACUGUUAUAGACACAAGUGAAAUAUUCCUUAUCUACAUUAUGAUUUGUAGAACAUGGCAAGUAAAAUUAAAUUCUAUGCAUAUCAUUUCUUGGGACUGAACAUUUCCCCCCAAAGCCACUGCAAAGCCAUUAUGAGCUUAUUAGCAACAUGACCACCACAUGGUAAAAGGAUGUAUGGAAAUGUGGUGAAAGGAUUGGAUGCUGAUGCAGUGUUCCUUGUUAUGCCUUUGCAUGUUCUUUACUCAGCUUCUAGGCCCUUUUAAGCACAGCAGUUUUUGCCUUUUGAUCUCGGUCUUCAAAUAAAUCUGAGAUUGGUAUGUGGCCUGUUGGGAGAUUUGUAUAAUAGUUGUUGAUGUCACAUAAACACUGGUAACUUCCCAAGGUAGAGAUGUUUCACUAUGAAAUUUCAGAAGUGUGGGUGGAAGAAUGGGCAUUCACUUAAGUAAACUGUUUAUAUCUUCCCUUUUUAACCUGGGAGAUCUUUUGUUCUCUCUCAGCUGAUAACACCACCUAUUUUGAAACAUGUUUUAGGAGAAGGGAGAUGGAUAGACACCUCACAAAUGUUCAGCUAGUGAAAAUUCAGUUUCAGAGUUGGCUUAAUAUUGUUCUAGACGACUACAUUGGGUGAUACAUCUGUAGCAAUUUGCAUGAAUCUGGCCUUGGUUUUUUCAUGGUGGGCGACACUUUUACUUCAAAUGUCAAAUGAAACAGCAAUUUAUCUUUAACUCUACUGAGUUUGUGAGACAGUGACUCAAAUCUAGUUGGCUCUGACAAAUGCUAAUUUCUUUGCCUUCUCUUUCUAGCCUGGGAGGGUGUCACUGGAGAGCAAACCAGAAUUAAGUCAGGAUGUCUGUGUUUGUACAUCACACAGAAAAAAUCACUAAAAUUAACUGUGGUUAAUCAACUCCAGAUCCUUGUUUGUUGGGCCCUAAAUAACCAUAGUUAGUGGAGUACCUGCAUUCAGAUUGUCACUUUAACCGUAGUUUAAUUCACCUAUGGUGUCAUGUGAUUUCUGAAGUGACCUUUUGUUACUUAGAAACAGCAAGUGGAGCAGAAAACGUAGUAAUGCUUCAUGGAGGCCAAACAGCUCAGCCAAGUUCACUUCAUUGGCUCAGCAUUUCAAUGCAGAAGGAAAAUGACAAGGAUAAAACUGGACUCUGAGGAGGAGUUUUAGGGACAAGAUUUCAUUAUGCAUGGAGAUUUUUAAUUGCAAUGCCCACUAAUACUACUGUAAUGCCCUCAUCAUUCAUGCCUUUUCCAUUUUUCACCAGCAAGAAACUGCAGACUUUGACUUGGGAAUCUUGAGUAGUUGUAGUCAGCACUGAAGCCUCUUAGUUCCUGGAACAUACCCUAAAAGAAAAAGCUCUAGGAACAGAGUGGCUUGUGAAAGUAGGUCACAAGUUUGAAUUUUUGAUGAUGGUGCAUUGAAUUGAAAUUCGUAUUUUGAAUUACGUAUUUUCCUAAGGGCAACAUUACUCCUGUGGAUAUGUUGGCUUCACACUUGAUGCUUGGGUUAAAAAAUACUGAAUGAUAUAAUGAUAUGCCUCAUAAAUUGAAGGGCAGUUCUUCUUGUCCUAUGACUAUGCGUUGUAAAGUAAGGUCAUUUGUCUAACCCUAAAAUUAAAAGUAUGGUGCUCUGGUGCAGCUGUGUUCAUACUCUAGCUUAUAUUCUAACUACUAGUUUUUAAGAAUGCUGAUUAUAUAUACAUGUCAGCAUUAUCAAAGAGGGGCUAUUACAGCACAGGUAUUCCUUGCUUGAUGAUUUGGAAAAUACUCUCAGGUUCCAUUCAGGGCUGUCUAGAAUGUACAUAUCCUAAAUUUUGGAAGCAAGCAAUUAGGAGGAGUGUGCAGAUAAAUCUUAAAAGUUAUACUGACAUAAUGGAGGUUGACUGUGGGAAGUACCAAGUACCAGAGAUCUCUUUUUUUACUUAAAAUCUUUUCUUAGAUUUUCUUUACAACCACAAGGACAAGUAGUCUUGGUUUUAAAUGAUAAAAAUGGGAGUAGCCCAUUUGCUUUCAGAGCAAUGUUGGCUACAACUGCUAAAGGUUCCCAAGACAAAGUGGUAAAGGCAUAAAUGGUUGCACCUGGGGAAUAUAAGCAUCUAAGCUGUAAUAUUGACAGCUACUUUCCUUUGGAUGAUUGCCUGAAUGCAAAUUUAGAUCCAUGGUCACGUCUUCCUUAUUGUAACUUCUAACCCUCCAGGGCUGUGUGUAGAUCUGAAAGGUCACCUUCUUUGAAGGCAUCCCCAUGUGGAAAAGGGAUAGGUAAUCUACCACUCCCCUGUCAUUUCCUCCUCUCAUCCUCUCCUCAGGUUCCAAGUUGCAUGGUGUAAAUGUUUUGGGGGCAUUAGGAUUAUUUACAUGCAUUGCAAGCUUUUUAGUAUGUUGUUCUGUAACAUAAAUACAUCUAAUUCUGAAUGGGGCCACAGAUUGUGGAUUAAUAGAUCAGUAAAAUAGAAUUAUGGACAGAGAGAGGCCUGGCAACUGGGUGUAGCAGUGUCCAUUGUGCAACUGAGCCAGACUUUUCCUAGGGGGAGGGAAGGUAAACUGAAGCAAGGGGAGAGGGACAGAUGAAGGUAGGUUUAAGAAGGAAGCAGGAAAAGGGGAGAAGUUAUGGGGGUUGCUAAGAAAGGAAAACAGGAAAUAGUAGAGGAGGGGAGAUACAAGGCAAAAUGAGGUGCCCACAAAUCAUUGCAGAUCCCCCUUGUACUUAAAUAUUUGUGCCUAUGCGUCCUGUUUUCUAUUCUGUUCCCCAUUCAAUAAACUCUGACUA